Acanthosepion pharaonis is the source of this 753-nucleotide messenger RNA. NCBI's taxonomy places the organism in Eukaryota, Metazoa, Mollusca, Cephalopoda, Sepiida, Sepiidae. The record is from the annotation of a GenBank genome assembly.
AUGGUACAUUUUAUUUAUUCUUUUUCUUUUUUUUCCUGUAAUGAUUUUACGUUCAUUCUUUCCAUUCUUUUCUUUCAUUUUUCUUUUGAAUGUUACACUUUUUAUUCUUUUUCUUUUUUUCCGGUAAUGAUUUUACGUUUAUACUUUCCUUUCUUUCAUUUUCUUUUGAUUCAUUUUUUUCUUUUUUCCGAAUUUUUACGUUUAAUUUUUAUUCAUUUCCUUUUUUUUUUGAAUGUAAUUUUUUCACUUUCCUUUUUUUUCCUUUCUUUUCUUUCAUUCUUUUUUUUUUUGAUUGUUCAUUCUUUCCUUUCUUUUCUUUCAUUCUUUCUUUCUUUUGAAUAUUUUACGUUCAUUUUUUCCUUUCUUUUCUUUCAUUCUUUCUUUCUUUUGAAUGUUAAAUAUUUAUUCUUUUUCUUUUUUCCUUGUAAUGAUUUUACGUUCGUUCUUUCCUUUCUUUUCUUUCAUACUUUCUUUCUUUUGAAUGUUACAAUUUUUAUUUUCUUUCCCUUUUUUCCUGUAAUGAUUUUACGUUCAUUCUUUCCUUUCUUUUUUUCAUUCUCUCUUUCUUUUGAAUGUUACAUUUUUUAUGCUCUUUCGUUUAUUUCCUGUAAUGAUUUUACGUUCAUUCUUUCCUUUAAAUCUUUCAUUGUUUUUUCUUUUGAAUGUUACAUUUUUUAUUCUUUUUCUUUUUUUUCCUGUGAUGAUUAUACUUUUAUUCUUUCUUUCAUUUCUUUCAUUCUUUCUUUCUUUUGA